AUGCAAAGUUUCCGGAAGCAACGAGAACUUCAGCAGCCCAAUGCCGCUGCCGAGAACAGCGUUCCGGGCGUCCCCAUGGCGGAGCUGCCUGCUGCUGUCUCGCAGAACACACUGCCUCCGUUGAGGCCCUCCCGGUCAGCAUCGGCCUUUGCGGCGGGCAGCACCUCCACCGCAGAUAGUGCCGCAACCGUGACACCCGUAGGGGACCAAUUGACCUUGUUGCGCAGAAAAAGCUCCGCCGCGCAGGCGAAAAGUGGCUUUGUAAUUGCUUUCGAAAGGGUGUCCUUUGAAGGAAGGCCUUCUCUAUUUCGUCGCCCGCGAUCUCUAUUGCGAGACGUCUCUGGAUACCUCCUUCCUGGCAGUGUUACGGUUGUGUUGUGCGCUAACGCAAAGUGUUCCCGCAAACUGCUUGAAGUGUUAGUGGGCGUUGAGGAACGGGCGUCUGGCUCAGCGAUGGCGAAUGGGCUUCCCUUGGUGUCGACUGCGUUUCGCAGGCGCGUUGCCUUCAUCACCUCCACGGAGGUGUGCUUGAGAGACGUCACGGUGCGUAGCAGUCUUCUCUUCUCCGUGCGUAUGCGGGUGGAAACUCUGGAGGAGGAUCGCAUUGUGAAGGAAGUCGCGCAGGCUGUGCAUCUGGAGCACUUGCUUGACGUGAAGGCCGAGAAACUGAGCCCCGCGCAGCUGUAUCAGCUCACGCUGGGCAUGGAGCUCGUGCGGAACCCGAGGCUCUUGGCCUUGCACAUGCCCAUGCGGAAGAUCCCUACUGCGGAGGUGCACGGCUUUGCCGCCGUGCUGCAGGGCUUGGCUGGGGAUAGUGGGCGGGUGAUUGUCGUGUCUGCGACGGAGCUGUGCCGUGCGCUCUUUGAAGUUGCGGAGAACGUCUUGCUUCUCAGCUCGCAGGGUCACCUGCUCUACUCGGGCGCAAAGGCUGGGGUGGAGGAGUUUCUGCGAGAGCAGCCGUAUAUCCAGCGCACGGGCGAUGAAACUCUUGGGGAGCUGCUAGUGACCCUCGACGAGAAAGCGGACGCGGCACGCGUGGCGGACGCAUUCGCAGCCAGCGCCACCUGCCGCCGCAUCCAACACCACGUCAAGGAGCAUCGGAAAAGUAUCGCGUCCAACGCUUUUGACCCUGUCCCACGCGUCGCUGCGCCGGCGCCGAGUUAUUUUCUCAAGUGGUACCUGCUCACAGCGCACACCUGCCGCCGCGCCACGAUUGGGCACCGGAGUUUUCUCCUUUCUUGGGCCAUUCUCUUCUUAUUGUUCUUCCUCCUCGCCUCCCUGAUGGCGGGAUCCGGCAGCGACCAAAAUGCGAUGCAGAACAAAAGAGGGGUUGUCUUUUUUCUUGUCUCCUGUUCGAUGCAGGUGAACACGAUCCUAGUCGACGCGGAGGUGCGAGAGUUUUAUUCGGCCGUGCACCUUCGCAACAACAAUUAUUUCGACACCCUACAGUACUUCACGGCAACGGUGCUUCGUCUCGUUCUUACCCGGGCUGCCUUUGUGCUAAUCGCAGCCGGCUGCACGGCCUUCAUACUGGCCUCCUGCUUUUCAUUGGCCCUGACAAUGGGCCUAACUAGCCUCGCGCAUGCCUCCCUAACGUUACUGCUUGUGUAUUGGCACCCCGUUGAGCAGGAUCUGUGGCUCAUUCAGAACAUCUACUACGUCUACUGUAUCAUACUGAGCGGCUUUCUCAUUUGCCUUCCGACGGUGCCGAAGAUUUUUCCAGCCCUCUCUUUGCUGCGGUACGCCUACGGCGGCGUGGUGGCGUCGGAGCUGCGCGGCAACCCGUAUUCGUGUGACACCGAAGGGCGGCAUUCGUAUUGCUACACGGGGGACCAGUACUUGGCGAUGGAGGGAUUUUCCCAUGACAGCUGGGGGAAGUCGUCGCUGAUUCUCUUCAUCGUCACUCUGGUGCUGCUUGCGCUCGUCGCUGUGAGUAUGAAUAUCGUCUGGGUGCCACGCAGGCGCUGGAGCAGAUGA
Molecule: messenger RNA, 1977 nt
Organism: Trypanosoma conorhini
Lineage: Eukaryota; Euglenozoa; Kinetoplastea; Trypanosomatida; Trypanosomatidae
Product: putative ABC transporter
Exons: 1
Coding region: 1-1977 (658 amino acids)
Cellular component (GO): membrane
Molecular function (GO): ATP hydrolysis activity; ABC-type transporter activity; ATP binding
Source: RefSeq, a predicted model, not a curated record